Molecule: messenger RNA, 624 nt
Organism: Mesorhabditis belari
Lineage: Eukaryota; Metazoa; Nematoda; Chromadorea; Rhabditida; Rhabditidae
Source: the annotation of a GenBank genome assembly
AUGAGCCCAAACGAGUUAAACAGUGGGAAUCGAGUACGAGUGAUGAAGUCUCAACCAAUGUGCAUCGCAGAAUGUAUGCCUGAUUGUACGCUUGCUUGUACAACAGUCAAAGAGGCUCUUGCUUUAUUACGGCUUGUCGUUGACAAUCGUCAAUCGACCACUCACCAAUGUGAGAAUAAAUGUGCCGACUCGUGCUCGAGGAUUUGCGUGACGACUGGGCUACCACUGCCGGACUGUCUUUCAAACUGUGCGCCAACUUGUCAAGAAACAUGUUCCUUCACAAAAGCCCCUCAAUGUAUUCCCAGAUGUAUGCCUGAUUGUGUCCCAUCUUGUCUUUCGAUGUCAUCCUAUCCACUAUUUCCAAAUGUGCUCCCAGAUCGUUUAUCUCCAAUACAAUCUUCUCAUUCUGUUUCUCCUCCAUUGUCUCCACUAUCUCAACCUAUUCCCCCACCAAUUGCCGCAGCUUGUAAACACGAGUGUUCUGUUCAGUGUGAUUCUCAAUGUGGAGUGCAGUCAGUUUCCGGUCGUUCUUGUCUAUCAUCGUGUCAAACAACUUGUUACCCAGUGUGUGUGCAAAAAAUGCGACGAAAACCGAUAACAAAAAGCACUGUUUAUAAUGGAUAU